Hibiscus syriacus is the source of this 351-nucleotide messenger RNA. RefSeq names its product tyrosine decarboxylase 1-like. The record is from RefSeq and is a predicted model, not a curated record. The coding region runs from base 1 to 351 and encodes 116 amino acids. Gene Ontology annotation, molecular function: carboxy-lyase activity; pyridoxal phosphate binding. The transcript has a single exon. Gene Ontology annotation, biological process: amino acid metabolic process. Lineage: Eukaryota; Viridiplantae; Streptophyta; Magnoliopsida; Malvales; Malvaceae.
AUGUUGAGAAAUACCCCUGGUUAUUUGUCGGCUAGGUUGCUUGAGUCUUCCCCCUAUUUCCCUGAACCGCUCGAAGAUAUACUCAAAGAUGUCAAGGAUUGCAUAAUUCCAGGCAUCACUCAUUGGCAAAGUCCAAACUUCUUCGCCUACUUCCAAGCAAAUGCUAGCACUGCUGGCUUUUUAGGGGAAAUUCUUUGCUCGGGUUUUAAUGUCGUUGGUUUCUACUGGAUUUCAUCCCCUGCGGUGACUGAGCUUGAAUCCAUUGUGUUGGACUGGAUGCGCAAGUUACUUCAGCUACCAUCAUCAUUUUUGUUUACCGGAACAUGCUGCCCUCAAAGCCAGCAGUGCUAG